This is a messenger RNA of Trichophyton verrucosum HKI 0517, 345 nucleotides long. RefSeq lists its product as uncharacterized. NCBI's taxonomy places the organism in Eukaryota, Fungi, Ascomycota, Eurotiomycetes, Onygenales, Arthrodermataceae. Gene Ontology annotation, biological process: maturation of SSU-rRNA from tricistronic rRNA transcript (SSU-rRNA, 5.8S rRNA, LSU-rRNA); ribosomal small subunit assembly; translation. Gene Ontology annotation, cellular component: ribosome; cytosolic small ribosomal subunit. The record is from RefSeq and is a predicted model, not a curated record. Gene Ontology annotation, molecular function: mRNA 5'-UTR binding; structural constituent of ribosome; small ribosomal subunit rRNA binding. The transcript has a single exon. Bases 1 to 345 code for a protein of 114 amino acids.
AUGAAGGUCAAGGCUGACCGUGACGAAUCCUCUCCUUACGCUGCUAUGUUGGCUGCUCAGGAUGUCGCUGCCCGCUGCAAGGAGCUUGGAAUCAACGCCCUCCACAUCAAGAUCCGUGCUACCGGUGGUACGUAUAGCAAUAUAUCAACACAGUCCUGGCAAGCGGAUGUGCAGAUUCUUACUUUAUUUACAGGUAACGGAACCAAGACCCCCGGCCCCGGUGCUCAGUCUGCCCUCCGUGCUCUCGCCCGUUCCGGUAUGAGAAUUGGCCGUAUCGAGGACGUCACCCCUACCCCAUCCGACUCUACUCGUCGCAAGGGUGGUCGCAGAGGUCGUCGUUUGUAA